This is a messenger RNA of Microbotryum saponariae, 3453 nucleotides long. The record is from the annotation of a GenBank genome assembly. Lineage: Eukaryota; Fungi; Basidiomycota; Microbotryomycetes; Microbotryales; Microbotryaceae.
AUGGCUUCGACGUCGGUUCAUCAAGCUGAAACUGGGACCGGGGCCGAGUUGGACGAGUCGAGCGUGGUCACGUCGUCGACGCGAGGUGGUCCAAGUCGGGUGGUGCUUCCCGACAGUCCGCCAUUGCCGUCGUCAUCGUCGCAAUUCCCGCCCUGGUCCACGUCAGCAAGAUCACCGAGACCGACACGCAUGUCGUCCAUGGCUUCGACCUCAUCCGUCUCGUCCUCCACCGGCGGUGCCGUGGGUGAAUCCGCCGCGAGUGCCGCCGCGCGCAGGUGGAGGCAAGCCGCCGCCACGAACCCGUCCAUGAAUGGACAAGAUGAUACCGCCCCAUCAACUGCGUCGACUUCCAUCCUCGACGUUGCACUGCUGCCUUUAGUUCCGUACGUCCCACGAGGAGCCAAGGGAUUGAGCUGUUGCUGCGUGGUGCGUGUGUGUGGACUGACGCGCGGUCUGAACACGCGCCCGUGUCUCAUUUCACAGCCUGCCCCACCACCUCGCUCCCUAUCUCACCGAAUCUUCGCCCUUGACCCCUACGGAGAAGCGCACCCUGUUCACCUCGUGCUUCCUGCGUGCUGCAUCGGCGAACAAUCACGACACUCUCGAAUGGCUGCUGUCUAUACCGCGUGAUCCGACGCUUUCACAUGCCGAGAAUGCAGCCAACCACCGACGGCGCUUCUCCGCGGCGGGCAACAUUGCUCUCGAAUCCCUCGCCGCUACAACAUCACCGCACCUAGACGAGACGCACAACCUCCCCGAUGAUGCACCCCGGAAGUGGGUCGACAUUGAAGCCGUAGACCAGGGCGGCAACACCGCAUUGGUUCUCGCCGCAGCUUUGGGCCAUUCCGAAUCUGUGCGAGCGCUCGUCGAAGGCGGAGCUUCUGUUGCGCAAGGCGACAAUGCAGGAUGGACACCGUUGCACUGGGCCGUGCAGAACAACGAUCUCGCCAUCGCGGCUUACCUCUUGAAUCAUCGAGCCAACCCCAAUGCCCACAGCAAGAAGGGUUUGACUCCGAGGGACCUCAUCAGCAGGCACGAGCAGGGCACAGCGAUGAUGGAUGUGUUGGAUUUGGCUGACGCGAUGGCGAACGAAAGGGAGAACGAGGAAAGUAUAUUAGAAGAAGACGGGUCGAGCGAGAUCGAAGAGGGGAGAGUGAUGAUCAGCGGUGCUUCGAGCGUCAGCGAAGGCAGACUUUCGAAGACGAACGUACCGCCGCUUUUGGCAACGGGGCUGGGGACACCAUGGCCAGGCGGGAUAGAAAAGCUCGAGAAGGACAGGAAAGCCGCAGAGGCGCAGAGGAUGACGGAAUUGAUCGCCGAGACGGCGAUGUAUCUCGAAUUGGACGCGGGACUGCUCGGAGCGAAGAAAUCCACCGAAACAAAGUCCGUUUCGCCAACAUUGAUGGUACGCAAACGUUUUGUUCGUUCCGGUGUCGUACUGGGAAACUGACACUUUUCGAUCCCGCUUCACAGGGCCGACUCUCCACCGAUGAUCCGGAAUCGGACGAAGACGAGGAGCCGCCCCCGGAGUUUGAUUGGGACGGAUGUUCCCCAGAUCAAAUGCUCGUCUUCACGUCAGAGGACUUGCCUAUACUUCUCGACGUCGUUGUAUCCCACUUUAAACCGGUGCGGCGGCGGAGCCAACGUAUGAUCCCGGCGAACGCCCUCUUCCUUUGUGCUCGCUAUGCUCACCGAUACGGGCCUCCCGAGUUGUUCGAGGAACUUCUCGUGGGGGCAAUGGAGCGGAUCGAAGCGGCCCUCCACGAUCGGCCGGACGAUAUGGCCGUGUCGUUGUUCUGGCUAUCGAACAGCUUGCUGCUGCUGUACUACCUUCGGAAGGACACACCGCUGUACAACGCGACCGAGAUGUUGAGGGUGCACCUCGCCGACCUCAUCAAUGUGCUCUUCGUUUUCAUCCUCCGCAACGCCGAGCAAAGAUUCGACAAAGUCCUGGACAUGGCAAUAAUCGAAUACGAGGGUCUGCCGGGCCUCGAAGAUGUUGAUUUCGAGGAUGAGUGGCGAUUCGUCAAGAAGCUCACAGGCCGGAAGAGUAAGAAGGCAGGAAUGGUCAAGAGCUCGUCGGCUCGAAACAUCUUUGGCGGGAACGACGUCGCAGUAUCGCCACUUCGCACUCCAAACUCGACACAGGCCCCACCACCACCCGCGGAAGCGACUCCUGCCACCGUCACCGCCAUCCUUUCGUCACUUCUUUUCGUCCUCCAAAUUUAUGACCUCCCGCCGUCGAUCAUCGUCCAGGCCUUCUCGCAGCUUUUUUACUGGAUCGCAUGCGAGCUCUUCAAUCGGCUCCUGACGCAGAAGAAGCAUCUUUGCCGAUCUCGAGCGAUGCAAGUUCGACUCAAUGCUUCUGCACUCGAGGAAUGGGCGCGUACGAACCGGCUACCUCGACGUAUCGUGUCGCUUCAUUUCGCGCCGCUGAACCAUCUACUACAAUGGCUGCAAUGCCUGUCGAGCGAGACAUCAGUGGACGGGAUCAUCGGGACAAUCCAGAACCUUCACGCGCUCAAUCCGAGUCAGUUGCUUCGAGCGGCCAGGGACUAUCGCUACGAGGUGGACGAGAUCAAGAUCGAACCUGAGUGCACCGAGUACCUCAAGCAGAUCGAGAAGCAAUGGGAGAGAAGCAGGAUACAGAAGACGACGGACGAGGUCAUCAAUGGGGGUGCGAGAUCGGCGCCACCCGUUCCGCCCUCGUCGCGAUCGAACGAGAAAAGAGGGUUGCUGGAUGAAGGCGCUGACAUAGAUAGCUCACCCGAGUUGGGACGGUCACCGGCGCUUCGACCUCGUCCUUUGACCCCGGUCCAAAGAACCAACGGUGGCGUUACCCCUCCCACAUCACCGCAAUCAGCCGAAGCUGAGAUCCUGGAAAAGGUGACCAAGAUGAUCGAUCAGGUCUUUUCCGACCCCGAGUUGUUCGACUCCUACACCCCAUCCGGCGCGGCUGAAGCUUUUGGAGAGCUCUUGAACUCCAAGUACAUGCUCCCGUUCGCCCUCCCCACCUCUGCCGAUCUACUGCUCCACUUCGAUAGCCCCGACGCCUUCGGAGCCUUCGCAACGCCGACGUGGGGCUCCGUCGCAGGCUCGCAUUCGCACGCGGGAUCAAUCGUUGAUCCAAUGUCUCCCUCCAAAGCGUCGAACAUGUCCAAUAGCGUUGCUUCUGAUGCCGGGUCGAUCAUCAUUCGAACGGCUUUCGCACCGGUGUUGUCGGAGGAGUUUUUCGACUUGCUCGACGCGGCGAAACGACGCGCUCGCGUUGGUAACAACGUGGCGGAGGAUCUUGCUGGAGGAUGGAGGUCAAGAUUACCUUCAAGCGAUGAUGAAGAGGACGAAGAUCCGGAGGAAGAGGACGCGUCGUCUGGGGUUGUCGAUGGAGAAAGAUCUUUCGAUUCCGUCGACGUCGAUGCCACGCCUCGACUACCAUCCUCGGCUACGAUGUGA